UCGGAUAAAGUUACUAUCUAGGAAAGUACAUGUUUGUGGCGGUGCCUUUUUUCUCCCUUCUCAUGACGUCAUCAUUUUCCAAGUAGAGGGUUCUUUAUCUAGUGGUUCUUUUACGCGUAUGCACAAAACACUUUUUGUGAAAGGUAAACUGACAAAUGUCAAUUCUUUAAAUGAUUUGCAGUGUGCAGAAAGAGUAACGAAAGCAGGAAAUGAAGGAAAAUUCUACGACCCGAGCCGGGAGGAUAUUGGAAGACUUGCAUAGAAUGAAGCAAGCUUCUGUUUGCAGAUUGCUAACAAACAAUAUCUUUUUUGAUCAUAAUCAAAUGUAAACAAGCAGAAUUAUAUAUGAAUUAAACAUAAUCGCUCAUUGCAACUCCAUACCAUAUCCCACAUUCCAAGCUCUGCCAUCAACUUUGAAAUGACCCGCAGUGCUUUUCGUAUCCCGGCUUUAGUGACAAGCUUUGUCGCGGUCGUAUUGCUCGUAUUGACCACCGUCAGCACACCCACGACAUAUCACAAAAGUACCCCUUUUGAUGUUGUUCGCGCUCAUAGCUUGAAUGGAGCUGUCGACUUGACUUCAGACAAUCAAAGUGGUUUGGAUCGAGCUCGGUUUGGAUUAUGGGGCUACUGUACGGAAGCAUUGAAUUCUGAUCGAUUCAGUGAAUGUACAAGACCAUUGAACUACAUGUACACCGCCGAAUUUUCUACAGGCAAGGCUGGUAAAAAUGACUCUUCAAAGACGGCAAGCGUCAAGUCUAGCUAUACACGGGGCUUACUUACGGCAGCAGUUGCUUUAAUUGCCUCCGUAAUUGCAUUUGCUUUAUCGUUUGCUCCGUCAUUGAUUGUGGAAUUGGUUGCUUCAGUCGUCUAUUUGAUCGCAACAUUAAUCACUUUGGCAGCUUUUAUCGUUCAGGUUGUUUUUUAUGUCUACAUUCGCCAUCAACUACACGAGGUAGCAACAGGUUCAGUCGUUUAUCCGGGGCCAGCAUUUUAUUUCACCUUGAUUUCAAUUCCUCUCUUGUUCUUUUCGGCUUUGACAGUCUGUUGUGGAUAUCGAAAAGGACGCAAGGAUCAAAGUUUGGACAGCGUCAACAACAAAGCUGCCGUAGAAGUAUAGACAGCGUGUAAUUUACUGAAACGAUCUCCCACCCGCUCAACAACCGAACUUUUUAUCAAUUUCCCCUAUACCAGCUCUCAUUCCUAGAUAGUCCGUGUAUCAUGAUUUUAAGAUACCAAUCUCACUGUCAUGUGAUUAUCGAAUGUUUAAAGGUUUUAUCAUGCCAUGAUUGAAAAGGUCUUCUGUUUGUGCUUUCGUUCAUAUCCGGCAAACUUUUUUGUUGGGUCCCGCAAAAUGAUUUCUUUCAUCAUGCUAAU
Molecule: messenger RNA, 1374 nt
Organism: Meira miltonrushii
Lineage: Eukaryota; Fungi; Basidiomycota; Exobasidiomycetes; Exobasidiales; Brachybasidiaceae
Exons: 2
Coding region: 419-1117 (232 amino acids)
Cellular component (GO): growing cell tip; plasma membrane; cell division site
Source: RefSeq, a predicted model, not a curated record